Guyanagaster necrorhizus is the source of this 2447-nucleotide messenger RNA. RefSeq names its product L-asparaginase. NCBI's taxonomy places the organism in Eukaryota, Fungi, Basidiomycota, Agaricomycetes, Agaricales, Physalacriaceae. The transcript is spliced from 10 exons. Bases 31 to 2049 code for a protein of 672 amino acids. Gene Ontology annotation, biological process: amino acid metabolic process. Gene Ontology annotation, molecular function: protein binding; asparaginase activity. The record is from RefSeq and is a predicted model, not a curated record.
UCUUGACCAUCACCAUCUUUUUUCUCCCUGAUGGACACGGCCACUCCAAUUCUGUCCGAUGAGUCCAGAGUCCUUGUUAUAUAUACCGGUGGCACCAUUGGGAUGCUUAUUGGAUCCAGAGGAUACGUCCCGGAGCCGUACUUUUUGACCGAAACGCUUCGCAGCCAGACACGGUUCCAUGAUCCGCUGCAAAAUUCUCUGUUCUCGAAUUCUGGUUCCGUGCAAGGCUUUCGAGAAUGGAGCACUGGCAGCGGAAGAUCUAGUCCUCUUGGAGGCAAUGCAACACCUAGCGCAUCAGUUAUUUCGACGCCUCAACAGCCCACCCUACUUGUUCGAUCAUCUCGUCCCAUCGGAACGUCAUAUGGGCUGACCCCAAAUCAAUCAUCGGCGGUAGCACACAGCAUCCAGGUCGCUGAGAACGUAUACGAAGCACACCUACCCAGCCUUGUCACACCUCGAAGCGCAGUUCCCGGGGGUAGUGGCAGCAAGUCCAUCAGAUAUGCUAUUCUAGAGUGGAACCCUUUGCUGGAUAGCAGUAAUAUCGAGAUUGACGACUGGAUACGUAUAGCAUCUGAAAUAGAACUCAACUACUCCUUUGACGCUUUCGUUGUACUCCAUGGUACCGACACCAUGUCAUACACCUCAAGUGCAUUGAGUUUCCUUCUGGAAGAUUUAGGAAAAACAGUCAUCGUCACAGGCGCGCAAAUACCAUUGUCGCAACUUCGAAAUGAUGCUACAGACAAUUUAAUGGGUGCGCUAACCAUCGCGGGACAUUAUAUUAUCCCAGAAUGUUCUCUGUACUUCAAUCAUACCCUGUUCCGGGGAAACAGGGUCUCAAAAAUAUCUUCAUAUGAUCUUAGCGCCUUCGAUAGCCCCAACUUUGCUCCGCUUGUGAAUGUUGGCAUCGACAUCGUAGUGAACUGGAACGAUGUGAUCAGGCAAACCAGUCUACGGCGUUUCCGAGCUCAUAAGCAGAUGAGCCCUCACGUCGCCACGCUUCGUCUGUUCCCAGGAAUUACAGCUGCAACUGUUAGCGCCUUUUUCAUGCCGCCUAUCAGAGGAGUUAUUCUGGAGACGUUCGGAGCUGGGAACGCUCCACAACGAAAAGACUUGAUGCUGGCCCUGAAGGAAGCCUGUGAAAGGGGGGUCAUCGUUGUUGCAAUCUCGCAGUGUGCCAAGGGUACAGUUUCAGACGCAUAUGAGACUGGAAGAACGCUUCUUCAAGCCGGUGUUGUUCCCGGGCAUGAUAUGACGCCUGAAUGUGCUUUGGCCAAACUAAGCUAUCUGUUGUCAAAGCCCGAGCUGAGUACUGACGACAUCAGAAAGCUCAUGGGUACGCCACUUCGUGGUGAGCUCACCCGACCAAUGUCUGGUGCUGUUCCAAGUCAACCCACCAUUGACCAGAACCUUGAGAAAAUCCAAGGAGUUCUGUCUCAGUUCGUUCGGCUAUUAGAACAGUCUGCUUCACCCGUACCAAAGAUAACCUUAUCUGCACCUGUAGAUGAAGCGUCUCAGGAUGCAGCUGCGUCUUGGUCCUGGACUGCAGCGGAGGCUGCUUCAACAGAAGCAGUACUUUUUCCAUUCCUUAUCCAUCUUGCCUCCGCGAGGAACGAUACUUCAAGUAUCCGAUUUUGUCUGGAUUCAUCAUCUACUCCAUCAAGAUAUUCAGACCCAGAUUCUGUGUUGAGUCCGUCGGUAGAUGCUCCCCAGUACGGUAACAUAGCAAACGGGCUAGUGAAUUCGCUAGAACCAGGAUCUGGUCGAUCUCCAUUGCAUGUAGCAGCUUUGAAUGGCCACACUGAGUCUGUCAAUGUCUUAUUGCAGUCGGGUGCUCUAGUUCAUCUGCGGGAUACUCUAGGACAUACACCGCUAUAUUACGCUGCCAGACAAGGCCACCGAGAUGUCGUUGAAGUCCUGGCUCAGGCUGGGGCCAGCUUAGGUGGCAUGGAUGAAGGCUUUGCAAGUACGGCAGCAAAGAACGCCGUCCGAGCCAACGACCGAAAAUGCCAAGAGACAUGGGACACCAUCGGAGUAAACAUAUCUAUAUGAAUAGAUAGAGCGCAAACUCAAAAGUUCAACGUUUACAAGAUCUGCGUAUCGAAGCACUUGUACGCAGCCUGUCAACCUUUUAAACCCCGGUCUUCCUUAAAAUCCCUGACCUAGAUACCCGACUUCUCCUUGGACCUACCGGAGCCGUAUAGGAUAGGAAAAACUAGAUGGCGCUCUCUAGCCAUACUUCGUAUAGCGUAAAGCCAUGGAGAUGCAAGAAAUGUUGAUGAUGAAGAGAUAGAUAGCGUGGUAUCGGACAUUCAAAGCCCUCUGCUGACGGGCGUUGCAAGUGGAUUUGAAGCCUUGAACUCAAGUCAGCUGAGAAGUAACCAGACCAGACGGUUUAGUUUAUAAGAGUAGCAACACCAGAACGAGCUUAGCAAACCUUUAGGCUUUCA